Molecule: messenger RNA, 201 nt
Organism: Blepharisma stoltei
Lineage: Eukaryota; Ciliophora; Heterotrichea; Heterotrichida; Blepharismidae
Source: the annotation of a GenBank genome assembly
AUGAUUAUUAAUUUAGCUUGCCAAAUUCAUAAAUGAAGCUUUCUGCAAAAAUUUCCUAUUUUAAUUUUUAAAAUUGUCAUCACUAUAUCUUUUUCAUUUGUGAUCUAUCCAAAACACGGAAAAAGUAAUAAACUAAUUUUUAAAAAAUCGUAUUAUUGCGUUAAAAGCACAAAUAAAAAUGGCGAAAUUUUGAAAUGCUAA